UUUUCCCAAAUAGGGAUUGUGAUUUAUCCGCAAUUCUUCUGGAACCGAAAGGCGCUUAAUACACAGAUGCCCCAAGGGGUACUGCUCCUCGUCAAAUCUCAAAUCGAAGGGAUUUCCCCAAUCUUUCCCGGAAAACCGAAACUUUCCGUGAAUGGCGUCGUCGUCGUCUAGUUCGCCGCCGAUGGGGGAGGCGGAGGCGGAUGUCAGACACUGGGCGGAGCUCCCGCUGGACGUGACGGCGGCGAUACUGCAGAGAGUCGGUUCAAUUGACCUCCUCCAGAACGCGCAGAAAGUAUGCACAACUUGGCGUUCCAUCAGCAAGGACCCGGCAAUGUGGAGGAAGAUCGACAUGCACAAUGAUACGUUUGAAAUGGAGUACGAUCUCGAGAAGAUGACUCGCCACGCCGUCGAUCGCAGCUGCGGCCAGUUGGUCGAUAUCAAUAUAGAACAUUUCGGCACUGAUGAGCUCCUUAUGUACAUCGCCGACCGAGCAAGUGAGCUGAGAUGCCUUCGACUCGUGUGUUGCUCUGACAUUUCAGAUGAAGGUUUGUCUGAAGCUGCUAAAAAGAUGCCGUUGUUGGAGGAACUUCGCAUUUACUAUUGUUCACUUUCAAAAGAAGCCCUUGAAAGUGUUGGGCGCUGUUGCCCUCGGCUUAAAUUACUUAAAUUUAACAAUCAAGUAUACAGGGGCCCGCACAUGAACUGUGAUGAAGAGGCACAGGCUAUUGCAGAAAGCAUGCCUGGGUUACGUGAGCUUCAGCUCUUUGGAAAUAAGAUGACAAAUGAUGGUUUGCAGGCCAUUCUGGACGGUUGUCCUCAUCUUGAAUCUCUUGACAUUCGACAAUGCUUCAACAUUAAUCUAGGAGGGACACUGGGGAAAAAAUGUUAUGAACAUAUCAGAAAAUUGCGGGAACCAUAUGAUUCUACUGAUGAUUAUGCUUUUGAUGCAACUGUUUUGGAUAUGCGUGAUGAUGAUUCAUAUGAUGAUGAUUACCCAUCUGGGCUUUCGAACAUCGACUUCCUGUCUGACGAUGAUGAAUAUUAUGCGUUCUCUGGUGGCAGUGACUUCUCUGACUAUGGAGAGUUGUUUUUUGAUGACUAGUGCUCUGUUUGCCCAUAAGUUUUUACAGGUGAGAAAGUCCAGGUGGGGAUGCAUUAAUUACUCUUUGCGAGGGCAAGUUGCAGCAAUGGCUGCUUUUUGGGGUGAGGCAACUGAAAUGGUGCAGGUGUUGGUGCUUAUAUUGUAAAAGUUGCAAUCGAGGGGCUAUAUUAUUAUGAAGCCGGUUGGUGGAUCUUCACAUCUAGGCCUGACUGUAUAUCUAAGUUACCCUUGAACCUGUUGUUUAUUAUGUUUAUUUUCUUUGCUUUUGCUCGCAACGCUGGGUGUAUUAGAUAUACAUUGGUCAGCUUUUCAUGUUUUGGAUCUGCCCGGUUUCCUAGGGAAACCUACCUAAGCUUUGAAUUUGAUGUUAGAAAAUAAAUGAUCAUCAUCUGGUUGAGUAGGUCGAUUAGAGAGGCAAAGCUCAAGAGUGUUGUAGAAUUGUCAGCUGUGGUUUAUUUACUAUAUAUAUUAGAGUUGGGCUUAGGAGGAGGAA
Molecule: messenger RNA, 1595 nt
Organism: Diospyros lotus (date-plum)
Lineage: Eukaryota; Viridiplantae; Streptophyta; Magnoliopsida; Ericales; Ebenaceae
Product: F-box protein SKIP19-like
Exons: 3
Coding region: 152-1102 (316 amino acids)
Molecular function (GO): protein binding
Source: RefSeq, a predicted model, not a curated record